Molecule: messenger RNA, 907 nt
Organism: Leguminivora glycinivorella
Lineage: Eukaryota; Metazoa; Arthropoda; Insecta; Lepidoptera; Tortricidae
Exons: 3
Coding region: 164-574 (136 amino acids)
Source: RefSeq, a predicted model, not a curated record
GAGGCAACCGCAGUGUUGACCGGUGAUACUCUAAAUAUUCAAUAUUAAUAAAAAAAUUGUUUAGUGAAGUGAGAUGUGAUUGUGUUUUGUCAGUGAUUAUUUAUAAAUAGUGCUUAAUUAAAUAUUAAUAGAUUGUUUACAAUUAAUUUAUGUAAAAGGCACAAUGUGGAAGUCAUUAUUUUACGUACUGGCAACCUCAUGGCUCGUGAGCUGCUUGCCUCCCCCACACCCCGCCGUGAUUCAAGUCAGGCAGGAAGAGGAGUUUCUGCCACAGCACCUUCGAAGUAGGGCUCUCUACAACCCUCAUCUUAGAGAAGUCCUACCGCUGACCAGUUUGCUCCACAAGGGAGAACAGUUGGUGUACGAAAGGGAAUCGGACAAAGUGCCUCGCAGCAAGAUAUACAACCUUCUGACUCACUCUGGGCUGGUACCUCGUCAGUUCCACCAGCCUCCCCAGUCCCAGUUACACCAGUUCCAGCCAGCGCCGCAGUUCCACGCACCACAGUUCCACAGACCACCGGUCUUCCACGAUCCGCCCUUCUUCCCCAACCCAGAUGUACUACAACGUCUGUAGAUGUUCGAUAAAAUCAAUAGGUUAUUUAUAACAAGUAAACCAUAUUUAGCAAUUAUUGCUCUAAUAGUACCAUUAACCUACAUGUACCUACUUAUUUUUAAGUGUUAAAGUAAUAUGUUGUGUAGUUAGUAAACUAACAAUUAUCGCGACCUUGGUGUUGAAAACACGAAAGUAAACAAAUAAUACACGAUAUGCAUUUCUGUUUGGCAUUGGUUGAUUGGUGACCUUGAAUAAAAUGUAUGGUCGUGCAUAAUAGUCAUUGUGCAAUACACACGAAAUUAUGUGAUCCAACUAGCAAUUAUGGAAUUAAAUAUUUAAUAUCGAAAUAUCAAA